ACAUGCUACUACAAACAACUAAACCAAAAUCUUAACCACAAAAUUCAAAUUAGCCUCUAACAAAUCAAUCUAAUUGGAAGUAUACUUGCUCUCUGCAACAACAAAAAAAAUGAGAAUUCAUUUUCUUCUUCAUCAAUGGAGAAACUCGUCCAGCUCUCCGACCACGAAAUCCUCAUCGACUUCUCCCCAAACACCAAAUGCCGCACCACAAUCCGCCUCAAAUCCCUCCUCCCCUCCGCCCCCAUAGCCUUCAAGCUCCAAACCUCCUCCCCCCACAAAUUCCUCGUCAAUCCCCCCACCGGCCUCGUCCCCCCUCUCUCCUCCGCCUCCUUCCAAAUCGUCCUCAAACCCCAGUCCCACCCACCCCCCUCCUUCCCCCGCUCCCCCUCCGACCGCUUCCUCCUCAAAAUCUCCCCCGUCCCCGAAUCGCCCGAGUCAACUCACCCUAAACUCGCCAACCGCUGGCUCGACCGAGUCGACUCAGUCCCGAACCAGAUCUACGACGUGAAGCUAAAGGUCUACUUCGUAGGCAAAUUCCUCCUCUCCCACGCUGUUUCCGGCGGGGAUCUGGAAUCGGUGAGGGGGAUAAUCAAGCGGCAGCGCUCGAUCGUCCCCGAUCUGGCGGAUCGGGAGGCGGAUGCGCUGUACCGGGCCGCGGCGCGGCACAGCGGCGUCGCGGCGCUGCUGGUGGACGCCGGGCUGAGGAUCGGCGGGAAUGAUGAGUUGAGGUGGGCGGGGAAGGGGUGGGUGGGGAUGCACGCGGCGGCGGCGUUCGAUCGGGCCGGGGAGAUCGAGGAGAGGGUGAGGGGAGGGGAGGGGGUGGAGUGCAGGGAUAGGGAGGGGCGGACGCCGCUGAUUCUGGCGGCGGGGAAGGGGAAUUUGAGGAGCGUGGAGGCGCUGGUGCGGAUGGGGGCGAAUGUGGACGCGAGGAGUAAGGAUGGGAGGACGGCGAUGUACAGGGCGGCGGCGAAUGGGGAUUUGGCGGUGGUGGAAGUGCUGGUGGCGGCGGGCGGGGAUCCGACGAUUGGGGAUGUGGAGCAUUGCCGGUCGGCGAUUGGCGUAGCGAGGGAUAAGGGGCAUAUGGAGAUAGUUAAAGUACUAGAGCAAGGAGAAGCAGUGCUUCGCGCAGCUAGGCGUGGGGAGCUCGACACCCUCGAAGCCCUGCUGGAGAAGGGAGCGAACGCGGGCUUCUGUGAUCAAUACGGCUUGACAGCGCUCCAUGUGGCCGCCAUCAAAGGGAACAAGGACGUGGUGAUGAUGCUCGUCGAGUUUGGUGCUGGCGUGGAGUGGCAGGACGCCGAAGGCCAGACUGCGCUGCAUCUUGCUGUUGAAGGCGGGAGCGUUGAGACCGUUGAGGUUCUCAUUUGCAGAGGAGCUAAUGUGAAUGCCACGACCGCCAAAGGCGCGACGCCACUCCAUGUUUCAAAGCUGAUGGAGUACGAGGACAUAACGAAGCUUCUCCUCGACAAAGGAGCAGCUUCCGUUGCGCCCUCCGAGGUUUGAUUUGUUGGAUUAUGAGCCUGUGUGUAGAGUUUUGUGACAUAGAUUUGGUCUGGGAAAAAAAAAGGUUUCAAGAGUCUCUAGAAAGUGUAGUUAUCUUAGAGAAAGGGUUUGUAAAUGUUUAGAUAUUGCAAUUAAAAUUGUUGUUGUAUAUCUAUGAUUAUACUUCUCCUUAACCAUUAAUUAUGGGAUCGAGUAAGUUUUAA
This is a messenger RNA of Salvia splendens (bonfire salvia), 1706 nucleotides long. Its product is annotated as protein VAPYRIN. Lineage: Eukaryota; Viridiplantae; Streptophyta; Magnoliopsida; Lamiales; Lamiaceae. Bases 136 to 1503 code for a protein of 455 amino acids. The transcript is spliced from 2 exons. The record is from RefSeq and is a predicted model, not a curated record. Gene Ontology annotation, molecular function: protein binding.